UGACUGAGAUCUUUGAAAUUGCCAUCCCUAUAUGAUUUUGGAAGUGGCAUCAAUGGCUUUGCAUGAGGAAAAUGGCGAGCUUGCUGUCGAAUUACUCAGAGAUAACUCUACCCACUGCCUAUGUCAAACUGUAUCGCAUUGGAGUGCUGGAUAGAAUUGCCAGAACCUUUCACCAAAAGCAGCGCUCUGAUGACGAUUAUCAAGAUGUUGAUAAUGAUUAUGCAUUCAUCCCUGACAAAUCGAAAGAAGAAAAAGCUGCCGAUGAACUGUUUGCGAAUUAUCCAGAGCUGGAAGCUCACUAUAAAAAGUUGGUGAAUGAUCUAGAGCUGACGAUCACUGCCAACCGGUUCAUAGAGGAUGUGAACAAGCUGUGGAGCGGGGUGUCGAGUCGGCAUGGAGUGCUGCAGCAGUUUGUGGCAUUGGUGAAGGAUCAAAGGAGCACCAUAUCCACCCUCAACUCGGAAGUGGGAGACUGUCUGCGGUCGACCAAGGACAAGCAGGAUAAUGUCGAGAAACUCAAAAUGGAGAUAGAAAAAGCUUGGCGAACGGCCGACGCCACCCAUGUAAGGGAGCAGGAAGCUCUGGAGAAUAUUGAGAACCUCAGACAACAGCUGUCCAGACUACAGAAUGAGAGAGGAGUCAAAUCAAAAUUAGACUUUGAUCAGAAUGGAGAGAGCAGGUUUAUGGCCUAUCAAAUUUACGAUCAGACUCCAGGACUCUUUCCUACGACCUACCUGUCUACACUACGGCCGCUAAGAACAGAGAACUGCAGUUAA
Molecule: messenger RNA, 776 nt
Organism: Nilaparvata lugens (brown planthopper)
Lineage: Eukaryota; Metazoa; Arthropoda; Insecta; Hemiptera; Delphacidae
Exons: 7
Coding region: 63-776 (237 amino acids)
Source: RefSeq, a predicted model, not a curated record